AUGAUGGAGAGGAUAAGAAAAGAAAUGAUUCUGAUGGAAAGGGGACUACACAGUCCAGUGGCAGGAAAGAGGCUCUCCAACCUCUCUGACUCGGCCGGGAACGCGGUGCUUGAGGCCCUGGAAAAUUCUCAGCACGCAGGUCGCCUCAGUCCGAGAAUAACUUCUGCCUCGCUGCAUGGCAGUCUCGGGGAUAUUCCCACCAAAGGCAAGUUUGAAAUCGACAGCUUAUUCGGAAACCACCACAGCGACAAUACCUCCUCCACAGAAGUGUCGUCCUCCGAAAGCAGGAAGAAAAUAAACCUGUACCCUGAAGUUUCUCCUGACUCCGAUAUGAACAGCGAUGUGGAAGUGGGUUGCCCGUCUCAUCGCUCACCGGGCAGUAUCAGCCAACACAAGGAAAACAAUAGCAAAGGUUUUUCCGACAGUAAUUCAGGAACCUCCAAUACAAGUUCGUCGUCUCUAUCGAAUAUUAACGGUUCCAUCAGUAACUCCAGCAGUUCGAGCUCGGACCAGGUGAGGAGGUACCGGACUGCGUUUACCCGAGAACAAAUUGGGAGAUUGGAGAAAGAAUUUUACAGGGAAAACUACGUCUCAAGACCCAGGAGAUGUGAACUGGCCGCGGCAUUAAACUUACCCGAAACAACAAUAAAGGUGUGGUUUCAGAAUCGACGAAUGAAGGACAAGCGGCAGCGGCUUGCCAUGUCCUGGCCACAUCCCGCCGAUCCCAGCUUCUACACCUAUAUGAUGACGCACGCGGCCGCCACCGGAAGUCUGCCUUACCCUUUUCAUUCCCACAUGCCACUACACUAUUACCCCCAUGUCGGUGUCACGGCAGCAGCUGCCGCGGCAGCCGCCUCAGGAGCCGCUUCUUCACCUUUUGCUACCUCUAUACGUCCCCUUGAUACUUUCCGUGCGCUUUCUCAUCCAUAUUCGCGCCCAGAGCUGUUGUGUAGUUUCCGGCAUCCAGGACUAUACCAGUCACCGGCAGGUUUGAACAGCUCCGCUGCGGCGUCAGCGGCAGCGGCGGCGGCGGCGGCCGCUGCAGCAGUCAGUGCGCCUUCAGCUACGGGGCCGUGCUCAUGUCUCAGCUGCCACAGCAGUCAGGCCGCCAGCGCACUGGGCUCCAGGAGCACCAGCUCUGAUUUCACCUGCACAGCGACAGGGCAGAGGUCCGAGAGCGGAUUUUUGCCAUACUCGGCAGCAGUUCUCAGCAAAACUGCUGUGCCCUCACCGGACCAGAGAGAAGAAAGCGCGCUCAAUAGAUAG
Molecule: messenger RNA, 1266 nt
Organism: Onychostoma macrolepis
Lineage: Eukaryota; Metazoa; Chordata; Actinopteri; Cypriniformes; Cyprinidae
Gene: evx2
Product: even-skipped homeobox 2
Exons: 3
Coding region: 1-1266 (421 amino acids)
Biological process (GO): regulation of transcription by RNA polymerase II
Cellular component (GO): nucleus
Molecular function (GO): DNA-binding transcription factor activity, RNA polymerase II-specific; RNA polymerase II cis-regulatory region sequence-specific DNA binding
Source: RefSeq, a predicted model, not a curated record